UCGUAUCGAUUCGAGCCGGCGCGCCGUUCGGGCGAAUCCGCCCUCGACUCGUCGCUCCUCGUAAGCUCGUCGCGAGUUCGCGGUCGCAAGCGUCUACUACGGCUACGGCGCGUCUCGAGAGCCGGCCCAGAGAAAAGGGUUGCUGCCGCGGGUGAAGGGACUGUGCCGUCGGGACGAGAGCGACAGUGGGCUCUCUCACGUAAGGACAAAAGCCGAUCGAGCGAUCGGCCAUUACGCGAGGUUCGCGAGUCGCCGAGCAGCGUUGCGCUUCGUUCAAGCCGACGCGGCUACUACGACGGGUGCUACAUCGUCGACUCCCUUCGUCCUUGGCUCCGUACGAGACUCCUGUGCUGGCUCCAGGUAGCUAGGGAGCGCGAGAGAGGGAAAGAGAGAGAGAGAGAGAGAGAGAGAAAGAGAGAGACAGAGAGAACCGCCUCGACAAUGGGCAAGGAGAAGAUCCACAUAAACAUCGUGGUGAUCGGCCACGUGGACUCGGGUAAGUCCACGACGACCGGCCACUUGAUCUACAAAUGCGGCGGCAUCGACAAGCGGACGAUCGAGAAGUUCGAGAAGGAGGCGCAGGAGAUGGGCAAGGGCUCGUUCAAGUACGCCUGGGUGUUGGACAAGCUUAAGGCGGAGCGCGAGCGCGGUAUCACCAUCGACAUCGCCCUGUGGAAGUUCGAGACAGCCAAGUACUACGUGACCAUCAUCGACGCGCCUGGGCACCGCGACUUCAUCAAGAACAUGAUCACCGGCACCAGCCAGGCGGACUGCGCGGUGCUGAUCGUCGCGGCCGGCAUCGGCGAGUUCGAGGCCGGCAUCUCCAAGAACGGUCAGACCCGCGAGCACGCGCUGCUCGCCUUCACGUUGGGCGUGAAGCAGCUGAUCGUCGGCGUCAACAAGAUGGACAUGACCGACUCGCCGUACUCGGAGACCCGCUUCGAGGAGAUCAAGAAGGAGGUGUCCUCGUACAUCAAGAAGAUCGGCUACAACACCGCCUCGGUCGCCUUCGUGCCGAUCUCCGGCUGGCACGGCGACAACAUGCUCGAGCCGUCCCCGAAGACGCCCUGGUACAAGGGCUGGAAGGUGGAACGCAAGGACGGCAACGCCGACGGCAAGACGCUCAUCGAGGCGCUCGACGCUAUACUGCCGCCGUCCAGGCCCACCGACAAGGCCCUGCGACUGCCUCUUCAGGAUGUCUACAAGAUCGGCGGGAUCGGGACUGUGCCCGUAGGUCGCGUGGAGACUGGUAUCCUGAAACCAGGUAUGUUGGUGACGUUCGCGCCGGCCGCCCUGACAACCGAGGUGAAGUCGGUCGAGAUGCAUCACGAGGCCCUGACGGAGGCUCUGCCGGGCGACAACGUCGGCUUCAACGUGAAGAACAUCUCCGUGAAGGAGCUGAGGCGCGGUUAUGUGGCCGGCGACUCCAAGAAUCAGCCGCCCCGCGGCGCCGCCGACUUCACCGCCCAGGUGAUCGUGCUGAAUCACCCGGGACAGAUCAGCAACGGCUACACGCCAGUGCUCGACUGCCACACCGCCCACAUCGCCUGCAAGUUCGCGGAGAUCAAGGAGAAGUGCGACCGCCGUACCGGCAAGACUACCGAGGAGAACCCGAAGAGCAUCAAGAGCGGCGACGCCGCCAUCGUGAUGCUGCAGCCGACCAAGCCGAUGUGCGUUGAGGCCUUCCAGGAGUUUCCGCCGCUGGGUCGCUUCGCGGUCCGCGACAUGCGUCAGACCGUCGCCGUGGGUGUUAUCAAGAGCGUCACCUUCAAGGACACCCAGGGCAAGGUAACAAAGGCCGCGGAGAAAGCCCAGAAGAAAAAGUAACCAUCAAGCUUCCUCGGAAGCUCGCAGUCCGCCGGCCGGUGCCCCGCAGGCGUCCCCGCGCAUGGACCCUCCACCACCACCACCACCGCCACCACCGUCAGGACGCAGCACGCCGCGGCUGCUCCACUCGACUCAUACUCGACUAAUACCAAAAGUCAUAAGAUGUUGUGCUUACCCCCGUUACAUUACCCGGUAGUGUUAAACCCGCGCAUCUAUCCGAACCUGCACAUUCAGUUCACCCACGCCCCGCGCACGCCUCACAUAUGCUAGGAGGAAGCGUUGCCCGCGCGUUUUACUCGCAACUCAUUAAUUACUACAAGUAUUGACGAUAUGUGUCCGAUUGAUUACCAAGAGGUCAGAAAAAAAAGUAUAUAUGAAACAACAAACCAAAAGUCGAUAACCAAAAAAAAGAACAAAAAAAUGAAAAACGCAAACCAAACCGGAAAAAAAAAGAAAUACAAGAAACAAGCAAGAAGUACUAAGUUCCCUUGGACUCUACGUGUGUAGUUAGGUUUUUCAAUUGAUACAACAAACAACAACAACCGAGCAUCGACGACGACGAACGACGACGACAAACGGAUCGCAGUGGUCGCGAAGACUGCCACGCAUUUUGGGAUCCUCUCGUCGCUCGCGAGGAAGCGAGGCGGCGGCGGCGGCUGCGGCGGCGGCGACAGCCCGACCGGCCGGUGAAUGUCGUCGGAACGGAAGGAAAGCGCGGCGGAGCGAACGUUUCGGCGGCGACGCCGCGAAGCGACGUCGGGCGACCGCCACCGACUCGCGUCCCCUGAUGACCUCUCGCGAUCGAUUCUUCUUUUCGAAGGGUUCAUUAAGGCUGAUUUGUUCCGAGACUUGGUUGCCUCGCCACGUGCGUGCACGCGCGCGAUUAGUUUUAUUACUUAUAAGAUACUUAUAUCCGUAGUUAGGAAUCAUUAGAGACUACCACGCUCCCCUCCGUCAGCGAGUCGCCGGCUAUACCCUCCUCCCUACUCGCAGGGGCAGCAGCGCACGAUGUCUGUCUCUACUUUUCGGGAGAGGGCUGUGUGAAUCAUCCAGCGUCGCGAGUCGCCCGCGUUGAUCUCGCCGCUCUCCCUCCCUCGCCGCUCGCGAUAGACGCGUUCUACGAUUGUUUUCGACCCUUAGCCAGUAUUAUGUUGAUGUAAUAAAAGAAAAUCUUUAAUUGCACC
Molecule: messenger RNA, 3011 nt
Organism: Harpegnathos saltator (Jerdon's jumping ant)
Lineage: Eukaryota; Metazoa; Arthropoda; Insecta; Hymenoptera; Formicidae
Gene: Ef-1a-f1
Product: translation elongation factor eEF-1 alpha chain
Exons: 4
Coding region: 442-1827 (461 amino acids)
Biological process (GO): translational elongation
Molecular function (GO): GTPase activity; translation elongation factor activity; GTP binding
Source: RefSeq, a predicted model, not a curated record